Molecule: messenger RNA, 1569 nt
Organism: Xylona heveae TC161
Lineage: Eukaryota; Fungi; Ascomycota; Xylonomycetes; Xylonales; Xylonaceae
Product: amino acid transporter
Exons: 4
Coding region: 1-1569 (522 amino acids)
Biological process (GO): transmembrane transport; amino acid transport
Cellular component (GO): membrane
Molecular function (GO): transmembrane transporter activity
Source: RefSeq, a predicted model, not a curated record
AUGGCGGCUGACCCGGUCUCCGUUCCUGCGCAAACCCUGAAAGACAAAGACCCUGCGGUCGUCAAUGCCUCCGGCCACCAGCAGGAGCUGCAGCGCAAUUUCAGUCUUCUCAGUAUUUGUGCGAUUGCAAUCACUACGGGAAACUCAUGGAUUGCUCAAGGUGGCAGUGUGAAAGUAGCCAUCUACAAUGGCGGCCCUUGUGGUGUUAUUUAUGAGUUCAUCGCCGUAUCGGUAUGCUACUGGCUUGUCGCCGCAUCAAUUGCCGAGCUUUCUUCCGCGAUCCCUUCUGCUGCUGGCGUCUAUCACUGGGCUACGGUCACUGCCGGUCGGGGCGGCCGUGUGUGCGGCUGGUUCGCCGGCUAUUGGAAUACGCUGGCCUGGAUUUUCGGCGCAGCUUCCAUGUCGUCCAUUCUUGGAAACCAGGUUGUGUCCAUGUACGGUCUCUUUCACCCGGGAUAUACGGCAAAGGCAUGGCAUGUCUUUGUGACUUAUAUCAUUAUUACGUGGAUUUGCUGCUUGACCGUGCUCUUUGGCAACCGCGGACUGCCGGCUAUCGGUAACGUCGGGGGAUUCUUGAUCUUGGGAGGCGUCUUCGUCACGAUUUUAGUUUGUGCUAUUAUGCCGCAUGUCAAUGGCACCGGAUAUGGGACCAAUUCGUUUGUGUGGAGCGAGUGGCAAAAUAUGACUGGCUACUCGAGCAACGGAUUUGUGUUUGUCGCGGGUAUGCUCAACGGAGCGUAUAGCGUCGGUACGCCUGAUCUGUCGUCGCAUUUGGCAGAGGAAAUCCCGAGUCCCCGGACAAACGUGCCCAAGGCGAUUGCAGCACAGAUGAGCAUCGGCUUCAUCACUGGGCUGCUUUAUAUGAUCCCGCUUCUGUACAGCAUUCAAGACAUUGACGCGGUGCUCAACAGCAAUUUCAAUUUUCCUCUGGCGGAAAUCUACCACCAAGCAACGGGUACACGAGGCGGUGCAUUCGGUCUUCUCCUUGUCGCGUUUUUGCCAACGCUCAUUACCUGUAUUGGAUGCUACACGACCGCGGGCCGCACGCUGUGGACGCUGGCCAGAGACAAUGCCGCCCCUUUCAGCUCAUGGACGGGAAAAAUUCACAAUGUGCACGAGAACCCCUUCAAUGCGACGCUGGUCUGCGGCGCUUUGGUUACGAUCCUGGGCUGCAUCUACGUCGGCAGCACCACUGCGUUCAACGCCUUUGUCGGAUCGUUCGUGCAGCUCUCAACUCUUUCAUACCUCGCCGCUAUUCUGCCCAAUCUUCUCACUGGCCGAUCAAAUGUUCGGGCUGGGCCAUUCUUUAUGCGUGGAAUCACGGGGUUCGUAGUCAAUGCGCUUGCCUGCAUCUACAUGGCUGCUUUUAUUGUUAUUUUCUGUUUCCCGUAUGCGCUCCCGACAGAGGCCGCGUCGAUGAAUUACACCAGUCUGAUCACAGGUGGAUUGACCAUCUUUGUCGCUCUUUGGUGGCUUGUUCGCCAGCGGAAUUACCGUGGCCCGCCACGAGUAGGCAUCCUCGGCGACGAAAUGAUGGUUGAGGACGAGCGCAAAACCACAGAUGCAUAA